Molecule: messenger RNA, 1298 nt
Organism: Phyllopteryx taeniolatus (common seadragon)
Lineage: Eukaryota; Metazoa; Chordata; Actinopteri; Syngnathiformes; Syngnathidae
Product: RD3 domain-containing protein
Exons: 4
Coding region: 431-1129 (232 amino acids)
Source: RefSeq, a predicted model, not a curated record
CGGGGGUUGUUUAUUAUUAUCAUAAGCCAACUGACGGUAUGGCGAAGACGUCUUGCGUCAUCGUGACGCAACCCGGAAUCAGGAAGUGUAAAAAGACGUGCGACUUGUGUACGACUCCAUCUUUGUAAGCGGCGGCCAUUCAAAGUCAAGUUUCAGUGGGCAAAUACGGAGAGAGCACUCCUCCAAAAGUGUCAACUCCCUCAUCGCACACCUCAAGCUGUUGUGCACUCCUCUCCUAAGGUCAUCUCAUCCUCUUCUCUUUCUCGUGGCAGGAUUACCAUUCUGUUCAUUAUCAACGCCCAAACUCGCACACUGACAGCGGGAACAAAGCAGGGAGGAUCUUUAUGGAGCCCCAAAGGCCAUCAGGCUACUAACAAGUGGAGUUCUGUCAGGAAUACUGUGGAGUGAUUGGCAGGCUGGUGAAUGCAAGAUGUUUCCGUGGUCAGCCGUAUUCUCUCUGGAACCCAAAGUGCCAGGCCAGCGCACCAGUGAGGAGUUGGUCACCAACACGCUGAUGCUGGAGCUGGGCGCCAUGGUCAAGCGUACCGAGCGCAUCCGCCUGGAACGGGCCGCGGAGGGCCAGCGCCGCCGCCGGAGUAGUAGUUGUAGUUCUUCCUCCACGGCAAACUACAGCUGGUUGGCCAACGCGCCCAACUCGCAACCCUACCAGCUGAUGCCCAAUGACCUGCUGGAGCUGCAGGAGCUCUGCGCCAAGGUGCCACCCAGCCAGUGCGGCCCUGUCAUUGUCAGGUUCAGGAGGCUGGUGUCUCAGAUGGAACCGGAGGUCUACGAGGUCCCGCGUCUGUUUCGCUCGGUGCUCCGCGACUGCCUGGAGGAGAUGACAGGAGGUGUGCAACACAGCAUGCUGAUGAAGCAGGAGCGCAGCAAGAGCCUCUCCUUCGUCACAUUCCGCAGCAAGUUCCGAACGGGCUACUUCUUCGGGGGAAGCGGCCCCAGGGGGUCCAGGGGCGACCUGGAGCAGCAGGUGGAUUGGUCGGAUGAGGAGGGGGCAGAGGAGGACGACGACGGAGGAGAAGGAGAGGAAGAGGCCAUCAGGGCCCGCAUCAGGAAAGGGAGGAGCAGGAGCAUGCCGGACAUCACACCUUUGGAGCAAAGUGCACACGGAUGAACGAGAUGAGGAGGAGGAGGAAGAGGUGGUGCUAUAGGAUGGAGGAGGGUAGGGCCAGAGAAUUUUACAGUAAAUGCAUGAGUUUAUGUACUGUAUAUUGAACUCUAGACAUUUGUGAGGAAAUAGACAUACUGACUGUACUAUUUGAAUAAAGACUGCAUGUUUUAUA